AUGUCCCGGCGCAAGCAAGCCAAGCCGCAGCACCUCAAGUCAGAGGAGGAUGCGCCAAUGACCGGGAUCAUUUCUCAACACGGAACUCGAGGUGAUGCGCUGGAUGAUGCUGACAGCGGAAAUGAGAGCCGCAGUGGCAGUGAAGAGACUCAUGUGUGUGAAAAGUGUUGUGCUGAGUUCUUCAAGUGGGCAGAUUUCUGUGAACAUUUAACAAGCUGCACCAAGAACCCACUAGUGCUUAUUGUAAAUGAUAAUGAGGAAACACCUAUUCCCUCACAGGACUACCCAGAACCAUCCCCUGUGCCCAGUUGCUCGAGUGAGCAAGCUGACAGUUAUGAUGCGAGGGACGGAAUCCACACGCCUGCUAGUGAGGGCGAUGAUGUUCCAGAGAUAACAGGCUCAAAUGGGGUCAGGAUCCUUGAAAAGGAGGAUGAAGAGAUGGAGGUGGACCUCUCCUCUGAAAAAAACAUGGAUCUUGAGGAAAGAGAUAUGGCAUCACCAGAAGCAGAUGGCUCUCUACCUCAGCCUGAUGAUGUUAGCCCUCCAAGUGUUACGAGCUAUACUUUGCCAAGCACUAAUGUUACCUUGGAAACUCUGCAUGGCACCCGGGUGGCAGUUGCCCAAUUCUCUCAGAGCAUAAGGGCAGCAGCAGGUAGUGGAGUUUCGACCAUGGCAAUUCCAGUAAUCUUGGACCAGCUGAUGGCCCUUCAGCAGCAGCAAAUACACCAGCUGCAGUUGAUAGAACAAAUACGCAGUCAAGUGGCUCUCAUGAACAAACAGUCUGCAUCACAGCCUGCACUUAACCACCACAACACAGUGACUGGAAAUUCUGGGCCAGUUUCCACUUGUGCUCCCUCAGUUGCAAGUCAACUUCAGCUCCACAACUUUAUCACUCCUCCUGUCCAUCAGCUGCCUGUUAGGUUGCCAGCCUCUCUCAACAGCCAAGGUUCUUCACCACUGACCUCUGCUAUAGAAGGGCCUCACUCCCAAACAUCAAGCAGAAGUCAGCAAUCUGGCUCGGCAGUGUCCAAUACGUCCUCCAGUAGUCCAAUGUUCCCGCCACCCAGUGCCUCUGGCUUGUCAGCUCUACUUCCCUCCUGCUCAUCAUCAGUCACUAACAUAAGUAUGAGCAAUAGCGUGACAGGAAACUGUGGAAUCAGUAGCAGUACUGCUCAUCCACGGAACUCGAGCUCUCCGCCAUCACUCAGUCACAACAACCUCCUAAGCUCAGCUUCAAAUCUGCCGCUGAUACCUCACAGCUCAUCGAACAGCGUUAUCUUCCCAAACCCACUAGCCAGCAUAGCAGCAACAGCCAAUGCACUCGACCCCCUAUCUGCUCUGAUGAAACAUCGCAAAGGGAAACCCCCAAAUGUGUCUGUUUUUGACACAAAGCCAAGUUCCGAAGACCCGUUUUUCAAGCACAAGUGUCGUUUCUGUGCCAAGGUAUUUGGCAGUGACAGUGCACUACAAAUCCACCUGCGUUCCCACACUGGAGAGAGGCCCUACAAAUGCAACAUAUGUGGUAACCGAUUCUCUACCAAGGGAAAUCUGAAAGUCCAUUUCCAGAGGCAUAAGGAAAAGUACCCCCAUAUUCAAAUGAACCCCUACCCAGUUCCUGAGUACCUAGACAAUGUCCCUACGAGCUCAGGCAUUCCAUAUGGUAUGUCUUUGCCACCAGAAAAACCCGUUACCACAUGGCUUGACAGUAAACCUGUCCUCCCUACUGUUCCCACAUCAGUUGGGCUACAACUACCUCCCAGCUUACCAAGUAUCAUGGGCGGGUUUGGUGAUUCUGCAAGCCUCACUCCACUAAAUAGGUCCCCUCAAAGACCAUCACCCCCUUCAAGUGAAUGUGAAUCUUUGUCUCCUAAUAUUGUUAAUGACUCUGGAAUUACCACUACUUCAACUUCUCCAAAACCCACACAAGGGAGUGAGGUACCACCUCUCCUUAAGCCUGAAGGCAUUCUCCUGCCCCCAACCUGCCUUACUCGGCCAGGAGAAAACACCACCACUACCACAACAACAGUAUCACAAGUAGUUCUCUCUACUGCCGUCACCUCCACAACAGUGUCAAAUAGCUCCCAGGUUAUGGAAUCCAACAAGAUUCCAAACUCUUCUUCAAACCCAGUGUCACAUCCUGUCCUCCCCAUGCUUUCAGAUCAAUUCAAAGCUAAAUUUCCCUUUGGAGGUCUCCUAGACUCUAUGCAAACCUCAGAGACAUCUAAGUUGCAACAGCUUGUUGAAAAUAUUGACAAGAAAAUGACCGAUCCCAACCAGUGUGUCAUUUGCCACCGUGUUCUGAGCUGUCAGAGUGCUCUCAAGAUGCACUACCGAAUCCACACUGGAGAACGGCCCUUUAAAUGCAAGAUAUGUGGACGUGCAUUCACCACCAAGGGAAAUCUGAAAACACAUUUUGGUGUUCAUCGGUCCAAACCCCCACUACGAGUCCAGCAUUCAUGUCCUAUAUGUCAAAAAAAGUUUACCAAUGCUGUUGUUCUGCAACAGCAUAUUCGCAUGCACAUGGGAGGCCAGAUCCCAAACACUCCAGUUACUGAGAACCUUCAGGAAAUGGACACAGACCUAUCUUUUGAUGAAAAGAGUAUUGAUGCAAUGAGCAAUUAUGAUGACGAUCUUCUGGAUGAAAUGGAGCAGGCUAUAGAUGAUGAAGUUGACUUAAAAGAUGGUGAAAUUGACCCAUUAAAACCUUAUUCACCGGGAAACUCUCCACCAACGUCUAUAAUGUCUAGCAUUGCUGCUAUGGAGAACCAGAUGAAGAUGAUUGACUCCACUGCAAAAAUAACCAGUUCAUUUGUCCAAAAGCCAAGUCAAAAUUUCUCCAGCUAUGGAAGCGAGAAUGACUGUUUUCCUACUGAUUCCUUGUCUGCAGCUGGGGAUGCAGACACUCAAAGCUUGGGGAGCCCUGCUCUGUCUGAGUCCUCUGAUUCUUUCCAACAUUUGUCCCCAGCUCAUAGCCACUGUGAAAACCAGCGAUCCAAGUCCCCAUCUAUUCUCAACAAUCACAACAGUGUCAUGGCAGUAGAUGAGAACCAAGAAAACAAUGAAGCUGGCUUGGCAACAGUGAAGUCAGAAAAAUCUGAAACCCCGUCUCCACUUCCUGCAACAGAAGGCAAUGGGGCCCUGGACCUGACCGCUAUUCAAUCAAGCAGACACUUUAUCAAGGAGGAGAGCCACUUCAGUAUGCUGUUUCUUAAUAGAGAUCGAGGUCUUAACACUCAAAACCUGGCUAGCACCGCAUCAAAUAUGAUCAAAAUGGAAAUGAAUGGACACAACAAGGCAAUGUCUUUGAGCGACAAUUCCCUCCUGCCUGUGGGCAUCCAGGUUCCUGCUGCAGCUCCCCAGACCACUCUAAGCCCUAGCACUAACCCUAUGUUAGCUCCUCCACCCCCAAGACGCACCCCAAAGCAGCACAACUGCCACUCAUGUGGAAAGAAUUUCUCUUCUGCCAGUGCGCUUCAAAUCCACGAGCGCACACACACUGGAGAAAAACCUUUUGCUUGCUCCAUAUGUGGACGGGCCUUCACCACUAAAGGCAAUCUAAAGGUCCACAUGGGCACACACAUGUGGAACAAUGCACCAGCACGCAGGGGGCGGCGACUGUCUGUGGAAAAUCCCAUGGCCCUACUGGGCGGGGAUGCAAUGAAGUUUAGUGAAAUGUUCCAAAAGGACCUGGCAGCUCGGGCCAUGAAUGUUGACCCCGGUUUUUGGAACCAGUAUGCAGCUGCUAUCACCAAUGGCUUAGCCAUCAAAAACAAUGAGAUCUCAGUGAUCCAAAAUGGAGGCAUCACCCCAUUACCUGUCAGCCUCGGUGGUGCAGGAAUAACGUCACUGCGAGCAAUGCCUGGUGCAAUGGACCGUCUGCACACAGGCAGCAACUCUCCUAUGCCUGGAAUUGAGAAAGCUACACUUGAAGUUGGGGCAAAUCGCCCAUUCUCGAGGUAUAUUGAAGAAAAUAAAGAGAUUGGGAUAAAUUAA
This is a messenger RNA of Nerophis lumbriciformis (worm pipefish), 3993 nucleotides long. The record is from RefSeq and is a predicted model, not a curated record. Lineage: Eukaryota; Metazoa; Chordata; Actinopteri; Syngnathiformes; Syngnathidae.